This is a messenger RNA of Maniola jurtina (meadow brown), 1305 nucleotides long. RefSeq names its product heat stress transcription factor A-6b-like. Lineage: Eukaryota; Metazoa; Arthropoda; Insecta; Lepidoptera; Nymphalidae. The transcript has 6 exons. Gene Ontology annotation, molecular function: DNA-binding transcription factor activity; sequence-specific DNA binding. Bases 137 to 1222 code for a protein of 361 amino acids. Gene Ontology annotation, biological process: regulation of DNA-templated transcription. The record is from RefSeq and is a predicted model, not a curated record.
CCAUAGAGCAAGUAAUCCGUACCCGUAAAGUAAGAUUUUCUCUUCAACUGCCAUUACUGAUUACAGCGCGAGUUUCAAUUUUGGACCUAAAAUUUCAUUUAUCAUAACAGUUAACGGAUUUGGAUAAUUUUCCCAAAUGCAGGAGGCAAAGCAUGUUAUUAAUCAAAUGCGUUUUCCGCAAAAGCUUUCGUAUAUGCUAGCCUUGGGCACAGACGCGAUAUUAUGGGGUGGAACGGGUCGUACAAUUCUGUUGAAUUACAAAAUUCUUCAGGACUAUUUACAGUGCGAUCAUUCAAUAUUCAAAACGACUAACAUUUCUAGUUUCAUCAGACAGUUGAACCUAUAUGGGUUUCGCAAAGUUACUUCUCAUCUCCAAGACCCUUUGUGUAAUUCUAGUAAUCCUUACAUGCACGAGUUUAUUCACGAUAACUUUCAAUACGGAAGACCAGAGUUAUUAAAUAAAAUUACCAGAAAAGCCUUGACAGUGAAAAAAAGUUUUAAACCAAAGAGCUCCAUUGAUCAAUUGGUUUGCAUUUCCCCUUUGCAAAAGGCACGUCGGGCAUUGCGCAUAGCAUUACGAAAGGCAACCCAGGAUUUACUUCUCUUGAACUCUGCAAAAUCAAAAUCUAGAUAUGAUGAUAUCUAUGAGGAUUACAAUGAAGAUGAAGAAAAAGAAGAAGUUGGAUGUGUGGAAAUAACAGAGAAUACAGUUAUUGAUACUUCAAAUGAAUUAACACAACCAGAUCCUAUCCACAAAGUAAUGCCUGAAAGCUGCAGUGAUGAUAAAUGUGGGAAAAAAGAUAUACCUCAAGAAAGCCUUAUGGAUUUUUCUGUUGAUGCAUGUCAACAGAACAAUUUUCCUGCAACAGAACAAUUCUUAAGCAUGCCAGACCUUGAUGGACAUGAGGAUACUACCGGUGUUGAGUUAUUAGCAGAGUUUUAUAUUGACAGUGAAACAGAACACAGCAUUGCAAUAAAGUCGAAUGAAAGUCAGCCAGAAUGCAACUCGUUAAAUUGUGUUUUGCCUUCAGUGAGUAAUGAACACAAUGAUGAUGUUUUAAUGUUGGAGAAAAAUAAUGAAGAUAUAAAUCACUCUAAUAGUGAAUGGGAGCAAAUAUUGAACGAUAUGAUGUCUAAUAGAAAUUCUAACCAAGAAGGAGUCUCAAAUUUUCGGGAACUCUACUCUCAGAUCUAUCAAACUAUGAAUUUGUUGAAUUCAUAACUGAUUUUGAUUUAUUUAUUCUGUUGGAUAGAAAUGAAGUGACUCUUGUAUUUUCUGCCAUGUAUUAAAGUAAUAUAAAAGUA